Molecule: messenger RNA, 399 nt
Organism: Protopolystoma xenopodis
Lineage: Eukaryota; Metazoa; Platyhelminthes; Monogenea; Polystomatidea; Polystomatidae
Source: the annotation of a GenBank genome assembly
AUGAUGGACGAAAACUCAGUUCGUUUUCACCCUGAACAAGCGAAGGCGUCUCGUGGACUGCGUCAACUUGAACAUCGUAUUAAGGCCAAACGGCAGCAGUACAACUGGAUUCAGCCGUCCUCUUCUGCACAUAUAGAGAACCAAUUUAUGGCUUCAAAGGAUAAACAGAUAUUAGUUUACAUCUUCCGAUUCAAGAUAUUGGGACACUUCCGAUUUUUCAUUCCUCAGAUCCGGCUCUGCAUCGAUGUAUGGCUCAACUUCAAGUGUAUCCUCUACAUCUGCUUGAACGGAGCUAAUUAUACUUUCUUUGAUGCGGGAUUCGCUCUGGGAAACGACCUCUACCUUCUUCUUCUUUUUCUUCCUUUUUCCCUUUUGGCUGCUUGGGGUUGUGGCUUCUGA